AUGAGCCUUGAGCAAGAGCUCGACAGCAGCGUUUACUACGCCGCGCUGAGCCUGAAUUCGACAACACUAUAUACCUACGACAAUGUCAACUUUACGAGCAAGCUGAAUGUGAACUACUCGGAGCUCGUGUCGAAGAAUCUGGGAGUGAUCAAUUCUGUCCAGGAGACGAGAAUCAACAGCCUCAAGCUGGCGGACAACGUGGUGAUGGGCGUGACGGGUUCGCACGGGACGAGCCCACGCAACAUUCUCACGAACCUGAUGCUCUACUACCACAAGAAACUGAUGAAAAAUAACAACUUAAUUACAAUUGUGGCUCUUUGCAAUGAUCGCAUGCUCGAUCGCUUCGUGUACAAUCUGAUGGAGAAAAUCAUGGAAGAGUAUUUGACGCACUUCUAUCAAACGGAAGACGGCGCGCUCAGUUACGAAUUUAAGAACAGAAUGCGCGAUCUGAUUGUGGAUCACGAACUCAAGCUGCGGCAGUUGACGGCCAAUUACGGAGCCACCACGACUCACGAACUAGACGAAAUUCGAGAUCUCAUGUCCGAAAACAUCGACCGCAUCCUCAACAGGGGCGAAAACCUCAACUCUCUCAUUAACAAAACCAGCAAUCUCAACUCCUCUGCUGGCUCAUCUGGUGGUCCAACAUCAAGUUCAUCGUUCUUGUCAGCACCGUCGUCCUUUUCGUGA
This is a messenger RNA of Ogataea polymorpha, 687 nucleotides long. RefSeq lists its product as uncharacterized. Gene Ontology annotation, cellular component: membrane. The transcript is spliced from 2 exons. The record is from RefSeq and is a predicted model, not a curated record. Gene Ontology annotation, biological process: vesicle-mediated transport. Bases 1 to 687 code for a protein of 228 amino acids. Lineage: Eukaryota; Fungi; Ascomycota; Pichiomycetes; Pichiales; Pichiaceae.